UUUGAGCCCUAAAGGAAACAGUGACCUUCUUGGCUGCUUUUUCCAAAACCAAAAGAAUCUUGGAGAAGAAAAACAGUGCUAGUGGCUGGGGCUUGUUUCUUCAAGAUUUUUUUUGUUGUUGUUCUCAGUUCCAAAGAUGACAAGAAGCAACUGUUAAAAAAAGCCAUAUUAUUUCAUCGAUGCGUGCCUUGUCCUUCCAUCUGCAGCAGCAUCAAAAGGCUUAAAAAUGGCCAGUGAUCAGUCAAACUGCUUUCACUGCAAGGAUUCGCUUUGUGGAAAACGAUACGUGAUGAAAGAAGAAAAUGCUUUCUGUGUGAAAUGCUACGACAGCCGCUUUGCUAACUUUUGUGAAAAAUGUCAGAAAGCCAUUGAAUGUGACUCAAAGGAUCUUGCUUAUAAAGGCUGCCACUGGCAUGAAACCUGCUUCAAGUGUGCCCAAUGCCAUCACUCCCUGGUUGAGAAGCCUUUUGCAGCUAAAGACGAGCGCCUGCUGUGUACAACUUGUUAUUCUAAUGAGUAUUCAUCUAAGUGCUUUCACUGCAAGAGGACUAUUAUGCCUGGUUCUCGUAAAAUGGAAUUUAAAGGCAAUUGUUGGCACGAAGCUUGCUUUGUUUGCCGGUACUGCCGGCAACCACUAGGAAUGAAACCUUUGAUUACCAAGGAUGAUGACAAUUACUGUGUACCCUGUUAUGAGAAGCAAUUUGCACAAUAUUGCUACUCCUGCAAAAAGAUGGUCACCAAUGGUGGGGUGACUUACCGUGACCAGCCAUGGCAUAAGGAAUGUUUUCUAUGUACUGGAUGUAAGAAGCAACUUGCAGAACAUCAGUUCAUGUCCAAAGAUGAACAUCCUUACUGCCUGGAGUGCUUCAGAGGACAUUUUGCAAAGAAGUGUGUGGCCUGCACCGAACCCAUUACUGCUCUUGGAGGAGGGAAGUUCAUCUCGUUUGAGGAGCGCCAAUGGCACAGUGACUGUUUCAAGUGCAGCCAAUGCGCCAGCUCCCUGGUGGGAAAGAGCUUCCUCACCCAGCAAGAUAAUGUCCUCUGUGGCAAUUGUGGGUCUUCUAUAUGACUCAGGAGCUCUUCAAGGUUGCUCGUCCCUUCUCCUUCAUUAUUCUAGCCAUGUACAUAAUUGCUCACUAGUCAGAAAGCCAUCUAAGAAGUUUCAUAGUUUACAACCCCUGUAUCCAGUAUAGCUACUUUCCAUAUCAUUCUGAACAUACAAAGUUUGCAGUCACUGUGUUUUUCUUGUAGUAGAGUGCACUCUGCUGUUAGGAAUCUGAGUCUGUAUAUGAUCGUGCUAAAAUUCUAAGUGAAAUAAGUUUAUGCCAGAGCUAUGUUGCAGGCGGGGAAAAACCCUUCAAACUCUCCAACAGUACAAUGUUUUUUCAUUGUGUAACCCAUACCUAUAAAAGAAUAUCCUGGCAGGCAGGUAAGAUUCAAUGGUUUAUUUUUGUUGGCUUACUUAAUUUAGAAAAACUAAGAAGAGAGGAAGGAUUAUAGUCUGCUGCCACCAAAGAUAGCAUUCUAAGAUUACAUCCCAUAACUAUCCAUAAAAAUAUUAGAAAUGCAAACUGUCAGGUUGUCAUUCAAAUCUUUAUUCCUCCUCCCAACACACCCCACUCCCUAAUAUAUGCAUAGAACUAAAACUGCUAUUAUCCUGAGGAACAAUAUGUCUAUAUGUCAUUCCUCAAAGGCUUUGAAGGCGACCUCCCAGACGCUCUUCCAAAGUUAUCACCAAACUGCAAUUUUUAGGGGAACUGAAAGAGAAAAUUAUUAAAUACAUGACUGAAGGGCAAUCAUCUUAAGUCAAUUAAUUUGGUUGGAUAUGCAGCUGUAGCAUCUCAUUCAACAGCCAAUGAGUCCCCUUGUCCUGAAAAAAAUAUUGUGCAAUGCAGAAGUAGCAUAUAUGGAAGCCAGAGGUGGUGUUCAGCAGGAAAUUUUGAGUAGUUCGGAGAACCAGUAAAUACCACCUCUGACUGGCCCCGCCCCCAUCUAUUCUUUGCCUCCCGAGUCCCAGUUGAUCAGGAGAAAAUGGGGAUUUUGCAGUAACCUUCCCCUGAACUGGGGAAGGAAUGGAGAUUUUAUAGAAUCCUUCCCUGCCAUGCCCACCAAGCCAUGCCUACCAAGCCGUGCCAUGCCCACCAAGCCACGCCAUGCCUACCAAGCCACACCCACAGAACCGGUAGUAAAAAAAAUUUGAAUCCCACCACUGAUGGAAGCAUAUACAUAAUAUCGCUUGGUUGGCUUUAGCUUAGUUGGCUAUGAAAAGGCAAUUGCAUUUAGUAUACAUCAUAUUUUUUUUCUUCUAAUGGAUUUGUCUAGCAUGAAUUAGCGUGAUGAAAGAGGAAAAACACUUCCAUGAAGAAAAACAAUGGGUGACAUCCCUGAAUGUGUAAAUUUUGCUGUGAUAAUUAGCCUGCUAUAUGUGCAUGGCAAGAUCUUAAAUUCUAGACUUUAUUCAUAUAAUCGAAAUCCAGAACAAAUUAUUCCUGGUUGUCUUUACUUUAACUUUGUUUUUUGAGUAGCUUGGGUUCUUUAGAAGCAGAGAAGGAGUAUCAUUACAAUCGUUCAGUCGGGAUGCGACUAAGGCAUGAAUGAUCAGGAGCAGAGUCUCCCAAUUUCAGGAAUGGGCACAAUUGGUAUACAAUUGGUGUACAAUGGGCGUGCAUAAGAGCACAAAAGUGCCUACCGUUCCUGUCCUAUUGUUUCCUUUCAUUAUAUCAAAUUAAUAUAGUUAUUGCAUACUUUUGCUCAUAUAUAUGUUUAUAUGAUAUGUAGUUAUUUUAUGUUGAUGCUUGUGUAUAUUGCUGUGACAAAAUAAAUAAAAAAAACAACAAUAUGGAUUGGCGCAGAUGCCCUCCUGGUCAUAGUUACCUCCUACUUCUCAUGCAGGAAUUGUGAGUACUCCAAAUUGCAAUGAGUUCUGUCUAAGCAAAAGUACUGCCAUCCAGAACUAAAAAUGAAGUGUCAUCAGAGCCAGGGAAGUUGGAAAUUGUUUGGGUUUAGGAUCUAGAUUCUUACAGCUUUCAGACACAGGAUUUUUCUUUUCUUUUGAUGUUAUCACUUGUUUAAUUCAUGAUAGAGAUAUAUAGCUGGGUAUCAUAUGUGAUGGUAUCCAAUUUGUGGUGAAAUCCAAUUUUUUUUUACUACGUUUCUAUGGGUGUGGCUUGGUGGGUGUGGCAGAGGAAGGAUAUUGCAAAAUCUCCAUUCCCAUCCCACUCUGGGGCCAGCCAGAGGUGGUAUUUGCCGAUUCUCUGAAUUACUCAAAAUUUCCGCUACUGGUUCUCCAGAACCUGUCAGAACCUGCUGGAUUUCACCCCUGAUAUAUGGAAGAUAUUUAAACAUGUGCCUAUGGAUAACAUCACCCAACAGUUUUAUAUAGAUGUUAAAUAGGAAUAGGGAAAAUGUUGAGCUCGAGUCAUCCUGCUUUGCAGAAUAUCUAGAGUUGGACCUUACCCACACCAGUAACUGAAGCCAGAGUUGGAGAAGAGAGGAGGAUCACAUAAGCUCCUCCCAUACUGUCCCAACUCCUUAAGAUGGUCCAGAAGGAUACCAUGAUCAGAAAAAAGACACCGGAAGAUCAAAAGGGCCACAUUGAAUGCACUUUUUCCAGUUCAAACUCUGCAAAGAUGAUCAAUCAGUGUGAUUAAUGCUAUCACGGUACUAUCACUCAACCUGAAACCCAACUUAAAAUGGUCCAGAUAGUCGGCUCCUUCCAAGUCUUCAACAGCUAUAAGCCCACCAUCUUUUCAGCAAGAUUCUUACCAAGGAAAACUUGCAGACCUGAUAGAAAUGGAUCCCGUUGUUGUUGUUUUUUUGAUCCACCGAUGGUUUAUUGAAGAGAAGGCAAAGCACUGCUUGCUUCAGAGCUGAUGAUUGUUUUCCAAAGAGAAGAGAGCAAAGAAAUAAUAGUUCGAGUGCUGGUAUUUCAUCUUACACAAUUGUAUUUUUAUUGACAAUGCCAGUUUUGCCAAUUAAACUGUUGUGCUGUAUUUUCUGGUUAUUUUAAAUAAUCGUUCCUGAUCACAAGGGGAUGCAGUAGACAGCAGGCGGUGUCAUAAAAAUAGUUCUGCUCCAUUUUUUAUUAACUAUAUGAAAUACAUAUUUCAUUUUACUCAAAAUAGCACCAUACCUUUUUGCACCUGUAUGCAUCACCUGCCCCCCCCCCAUUUUGUACAACCCCUGCUUACCAUCUCCAGCUAUCUGCUCUUCUGUCCUCCCACAAUUUCCCUUUCUUAAUAACCCUUUUGUUAGCAAAAAAUAGAACUAGGUUGUGAAAUCUAAAAAUAAAAAAUCACAGAUAGAAGCACGUGUGUGCCAUCAUUUAUAAGAACUGGGUGUAUUGGGACUUGCCAGAUGGCUUACAAUGCAAGAUCAUAAAGUAAAAAUUAGAACUAAUCUAAUUGGUUGCUUUGUAUCCCUUUUAGCUGAACUUUCCUUUAAAGAAAAGGCCCAUGGAGAAACACUGAAGAAAAUGUAGAGUUUAAUCCAAAUAUAGUAUUUAUGGAAACUUGCCUUAGAACCUAAAUUUAAAAAAAACCUCACAAAACCCUUGCUAGAUAAUAAAAUAUAUUUAGAAUAGAAUAGAACAGAACAGAACAGAACAGAACAGAAUAGAAUAGAAUUUUUAUUGUCCAUGUGUGAUUGGACACACAAGGAAUUUGCCUUGGUGCAUAUACUCUCAGUAAAAGUAAAGAUACGUUCAUCAAGAAUCAUAAGCUACAACACUUAAUGAUAGUCAUAAGGUACAAAUAAGCACUAACAAUAUAAAUCGU
Ahaetulla prasina is the source of this 4775-nucleotide messenger RNA. It is a transcript of the gene FHL5, whose product is annotated as four and a half LIM domains 5. Gene Ontology annotation, molecular function: transcription coactivator activity. The coding region runs from base 227 to 1069 and encodes 280 amino acids. Gene Ontology annotation, biological process: positive regulation of transcription by RNA polymerase II. NCBI's taxonomy places the organism in Eukaryota, Metazoa, Chordata, Lepidosauria, Squamata, Colubridae. Gene Ontology annotation, cellular component: nucleus; Z disc. The record is from RefSeq and is a predicted model, not a curated record. The transcript has 6 exons.